Hirsutella rhossiliensis is the source of this 1353-nucleotide messenger RNA. Its product is annotated as kinase. The coding region runs from base 1 to 1353 and encodes 450 amino acids. Gene Ontology annotation, biological process: protein phosphorylation; spliceosomal complex assembly; regulation of mRNA processing. The record is from RefSeq and is a predicted model, not a curated record. The transcript is spliced from 5 exons. Lineage: Eukaryota; Fungi; Ascomycota; Sordariomycetes; Hypocreales; Ophiocordycipitaceae. Gene Ontology annotation, molecular function: ATP binding; protein kinase activity.
AUGGUAAGCGCAUCAACCGCCGCAACACCGCGGGCUCUCUAUCAAAACCCGUCCCGGAGAUGGUCAUCUCUCUGGAACAAGCGCGCCGUUGCCUCGCAGCCCAAACCGGUGGCCCACAUCAUCGACGAGCCCAUCGACGAGGAGCUGCUCCCGGGCCAUCGCCUGACACGUUUCCAUCCGACGCGGCCCGGCGAGGUGCUGGACGGCAGAUUCAAGACCAUCGCCAAGCUCGGCUAUGGCACGAGCUCUACUGUCUGGCUGGCAGAGAAUCUCCGAUUUAAGAAAUGGAGGAAGUCGUCGGUUCCUCGCUACGUUAGUGUCAAGAUCGCGGCCCUCGAUAUAGAGGCAACCUGGGAGACGAGAAUAUCCAGGCUCAUUGCCGAAGCUCAGCCAUCACACGAAGGCUUAGACUUCAUCCGGAUACCCGUCGACGAGUUUCGACUGCCACAACCAGAGGGAACACACUCCUGUCUCGUCUACACGCCCAUGAGAGAAACUCUCUGCCAGCUACAGAGCAGACUGCGGCGACAGAGACUGGCACCGCCCCUGUUCAAGUUUUUCCUCUACUGCCUCCUCGAGGGGCUGGACUAUCUGCACACUACAUGUCAUCUCAUCCACACGGACAUCAAGGACGACAACAUCAUGGUGACAAUCGAAAGCGACGCCGUCUUGGCCGAAUUUGUCAAGCUCCACAAGAAGAACCCACAACCUGCGCAUGUUCGAGCCGACGACGGCCGUAUAACCUACCUCUCCCAAUCCGACUUUGGUCCUCUGAAAGGCCCACGACUGCUGCCCAAGCUAGCCGAUUUCAACCUCGCCUUCCCCGGACUAGCCGGGGAUGAAGGCCACCUCUCCGCCAUCCAGUCUCACCGGUUCCGCGCCCCAGAGGUGAUGCUCGGUUGUCCGUGGUCGUAUAGCACCGACAUCUGGAAUCUCGGGCUCCUGAUGUGGAACCUAUUAGAAGGCAUUAGCCUGUUCGACCGCCCCGCUGGUUACGAUGGCGAAUACGAUGCACACGUCCAUCUCGCCCAGAUGGUUACCCUACUCGGAGACCCGCCCAAGGAACUAAUCGAGCGGGAGCGGUUCUUUCGCAAGCACCAGCUCAAGACGCCCGUCAUGAACCCGCGCGGCAAGGAGUGCAAGAACAUGAAUGAGUUCUGGGGUGGUCCGUUUUUCGACGACCAUGAGACGGUGACAGAGCUGGCCGGCCACGAGAAAGAAGCAUUCCUCGACCUUGCUUCCGACAUGCUACAGUGGUUGCCCGAGAAGCGAAAGACGGCCAAAGAGCUACUGCAACAUCCCAUUUUCGAUUCGCUGAACCGAGAUCGUGUCCGAUGGCAGAGAGGUGGAUGA